This is a messenger RNA of Paramecium primaurelia, 2056 nucleotides long. Lineage: Eukaryota; Ciliophora; Oligohymenophorea; Peniculida; Parameciidae. The record is from the annotation of a GenBank genome assembly.
AUGUCUUUAAAAUCUAUCCUAUUAGAUUGUUAGGAAUUCACUUAAUACAAUUAAUUCUAAUGUUGCAUAACACAAAAAUAGAAGGAAAGAUUAUUUCGUGAAAUCAAUCAUGCAACAUAAUAAGCCCUAUUUAGAGAUAGACAUUUAUUGGUUCGCAAAUUAUGCUUAUUACACAAUUAUUUCAAUUAAGACUAUUAAACAGUAAUUGAUGAUUAUUUGAAGUAAACAAGAGUAUAACUUAAAUAUUAUCAUCAGGCAUGUAAUUAUAUUUAUAUUAUAAUACAUAGUUAGAUUUCUAUCUGAAUUUUUAGAUUAAUUUGAAGAAGGAAUUGAAAUCUAUAAAAAGUACUUAAAAGAAAAUCCAGAUUCAAUUGAAGUUUAUGAUUGUUUAUGUGAUUUAUUACCUACUCAAUAAAUUGAACUUUGGAACUAAUUUAUAAAUGAUAAUCCAAAUAAUAGAAUUGGGUAUUUGAGAUUAAUGAAUAUCUAAAAUGAUGUUUCUGUUUUGAAAUUAUUUAUUAAGAAUAAUCCAAAUGAUAUAUAUGGAUUUGAAUAGCUUUGUCUUUUAGAUAGAGAUGAGAAUCAAUUAGAUUAAUAUUUACUCAAAUUCCCUUCUAGUUUUGAAGGUUUUGAUAAAAAAUGUUAAAUUGCUUUUCAAUUGAAGGGUAAAUUUAUUCCUCAUAUCUUAUCUGAUUACUUAAACAAUUUAGAUAUAAAGGAUAUAUGUUAAAUAAUCUAUUCAGAUAUAGAGAAUUGUAAUCAAAAACAUAUAUUAAAUUUUUAGAUAAGUCUUAAAAUUAGAUAAUUAAAGGAUAUGAAUUAGAGAAAUUAAAGUAUUUUCUAUCCUCAUAUAUUUGUAAUCAAUUAAUAAUCGAAAAAUUGGAUAAGUUAAAUACUAUUGAAUAAAAAAGGAAACUUAUUAUUCAAAAUGAAAUAUUUAAUGAAAGUAUGUAUAAGUUUAAUUUUAAGUAAUGAAUAUUAUCAUACCAAAAAUGUAUGAUAUUAAUUAAAUGGAGUAAUAGAUAUAAUAAAAUAAGAAUGAUAUUAAGUUUUACAUUGAUAAAGGUAAUAAAUAAUAAAUUAUAAUAUAUAGCAAAUUAUUAUUAUAAAUUGAAUUAAUUAGAUAUGGCAUUGAAAGUAUUUGAUGAUUAUAUCAAUUUAUUCCCAUAUUAGUAUAAAGGAUAUGAAGAGAAAGGUUUUAUUAAAUUUAUAAUUAUUAUUUAAAGCUUAAUUUAUGAAAUACAAAUGUAAGCCAAUUUAAAUAAAAUAACAUUGGGAAAAAUUCAUUUAAUAAUGUUCUAAUAAAGAAUAAAAUAUAUUGUUGAAAAAGGCAGAAAUAUUGACAACCAUUUUGAAGCAGCAUGAUUAAGCUAUAUCAUUAUUAGAUUAACAUAUUAAAUUAAAUCCUAGAGAUGAAAAUGGUUAUCUAGCUAAAAGUAUAAAUAAUAUUUAUUUUAGUAAGAUUAUUGUAUAACUAAGGAAGAUAAAAAGAGCUUUUAUGUACUAUAGAUGAGUAUUUCCAAUUAAAUCCAUCAAAUGAAGAGAUAUAAUUAUUAAAAGGUAGUAUAAAUUCAAUAUAUAUAUUUUAGUUUAAAUGCUCACAAAGAUAUAUUCUAAUGAUGUAGCUUUGUAAUUUAUUGAUUCAUUACCAUAUGAACAUUCAUUGAAAUUGAUAGAGAUGAAAGCAAAAUUAGUAGGUGAGAAAAACAAGGAUGAGGGGCUUAAAGUAUUUUAGGAGUAUUAAAAAUGUAAUCCAAAUUGUAGAAAAGUGAAUAAAUUAAGGAGUAUUGAAUAUAUAAUUAAUGGUAGUUAAAUUUAUUCGAGAUUUUUAUGGGAAUUAAUAUAUUUAGAGUUUGAGAGAAUUAAUUAGCUAAGAUCCAGAUUCUAUAAAGAGUUAUAAGUUAUUUUGUAUAUAUUCAUAACAAAUUUAGAUAAAAUGACUUUAGAUGAGCAUAUAUUAUAUGAUGAAGCCAGAGAUAUGAUUGAUUACUAUAUAGAGACUCAUCCUGAUUAGAAAGAGAAUCAUAAAAUUCUAUUAAAAAUGUUAACAAAAUGA